Aspergillus bombycis is the source of this 1374-nucleotide messenger RNA. RefSeq names its product arrestin (or S-antigen). The coding region runs from base 1 to 1374 and encodes 457 amino acids. Lineage: Eukaryota; Fungi; Ascomycota; Eurotiomycetes; Eurotiales; Aspergillaceae. The record is from RefSeq and is a predicted model, not a curated record. The transcript has 2 exons.
AUGCGCGCUACCGCUACAUGGCAGUCCUUGGGGUGGAAUACACGUCCAGAUGUACACAUCGAACUCGCCGGUCAGACGGAGCACUGCCCAAAUUCCUAUACAACCGGUGAUAUAAUUGAGGGGGCUGUCUCCAUCGGCGUUGACUGCGAGACCAGCGUUGAUGAGUUGGCUAUCAUAUUUGAAGGAUUUUCGGAAACGCAACAAUCGCAAGUCAUAGCACUUCCAAGUCAAGCAAAGGCCUGCCAUACCUUCCUUGAGCUUCACCAACCCAUUGGAGAUGCCGAUUAUCCGACCCGGCGUACGUUCCUGCCGGGCCGAAUAUACAGGUUUCCCUUCAUUUUUGUGGUCCCGGAGCGGCUGCCUUCUCCUACGUGUGGUCACGCCAAGUGCAAUAUCCACGUCGGGCGUGCUCACACGUUGCUACCCCCGAGUUUAGGAGAUCCCAUGCUUGCCAGCGAUGGCCGCUCUUUGCUUGAUGAUAUGUCGUCUGAACUGUGCCGCAUCUCUUAUCGGAUCCGAACUUCCCUGACGAGAAGAUGUCUGCGCGACAGAACGGCGAAGGAAACAUUGAGGGCAGUCGCGAAAAAAGUGCGAAUCAUUCCGGCGAUGGAAGAAGAGCCACUAUUGGCGGUACAUAAUGACGGGAACGAUUAUUGCAUGCAAAAUGUGAAGGAUAUCAAAACAGGCGUCGCCAGAACAAAGCGAGGUUCACUUGUGGUUAUCGCGUCCCAGCCAAGUCCCCUUCAACUGUGUCCACCGGGUUCUCAAUCCCCAUCGAAUGUCUGUACUACGGUGGCUACGGUUUAUCUGCGAUUUAACCCGGCCGGAGAUGAGCCGCCCCCCAAGUUAGGGUCCUUGAGCAGUAAGCUCAGCGUUUCCACGUUUUACGCGAUCACGCCGUGGGCCAACUUUCCAAGCCCGUCUUACGUCGACUCCCUCGGAAGGCACCACUACACCACAUCCGUUUCGCUAUCGUCACUAUGCGUUUCAUCAACCAAAUGGACGAAGCAUGGCGGUGUCCGAAUGCCGGGGAAGAGCGCGUUGGUGGACUUGAGUCGGACCGAACCAUUCCCUACGACCUCAGCUACAGAAGAUAGAGGCACGUACUACACAGCUGCGGUGAUUGUCCCCAUCACACUGCCGCGGACGAAAGCAUUUGUGCCCACCUUCCACUCAUGUCUGAUCGCACGGACAUAUGCGUUGGAUCUGAGCAUAUGUUACCACACACCGAACGCCAGUCUGUUGACUCCAUCCAUAUCUCUCCGCCUGCCAAUCCAGGUCACUUCAUUGCCGAGAUCGCAGCCUCUCACGCAGCCUCCGCUCUAUAGCGAGCUGCGUACGACCGAAAUCGCGAUGAGACAAGGCGAAAAUUAG